AUGACAGAUGGGUCGUCAUCUUCCUUCUUUCAUGAUUUUGGACUGCUGUUGUAUUUGGAGGAGCUAAACAAAGAGGAAUUGAAUAAAUUCAAGUUAUUUUUAAAGAAUGAGACCGUGGAGCCCAGGAACUGCCAGAUACCCUGGGCUGAGGUGAAGAAGGCCAAGCGAAAGGACCUGGCUAGUUUGAUGAAAAAAUAUUAUCCGGGGGAGCAAGCCUGGGAUGUGGCUCUCAAAAUCUUUGGCAAGAUGAACCUGAAGGAUCUGUGUGAGAGAGCAACAGCAGAGAUCAACUGGACAGCCCAGACCAUGGGACCAGGUGAUGCCAGGACACAAGAGGAACAAGAUGGUCAGGAGACAGUGCAGGGUGAUGGAACAGAAUACAGAAUCCAAAUAAAGGAAAAAUUUUGUAUCAUGUGGGAUAAGAAGUCUUUGUUUGGAGAACCUGAAGAUUUCCAUCUUGGAGUUGCUCAGGAAGAUCAAGAACUGUUGGAACAUCUAUUCGACGUAGAUGUGAAAACCGGUGAGCAGCCCCAGACUAUCGUGCUCCAGGGGGCUGCUGGAGUUGGGAAAACAACCUUGGUGAGAAGAGCAAUAGUAGAUUGGGCCCAGGGCAAUCUCUAUCAGCAGAGGUUUAGCUAUGUUUUUUAUUUCAAUGCAAGAGAAAUCAACCAGUUGAGAGAACAAAGCUUUGUUCAAAUGGUAUCAAAGGACUGGCCCAGCAGGGAAGGUCCUAUUGAAAGGAUAAUGUCUGAGCCAAGUAGUCUCCUUUUUAUUAUUGAUAGUUUUGAUGAACUGAACUUUGCCUUUGAGGAACCUGAGUUUGUGCUAUGUGAAGACUGGACCCAGGUACACCCAGUGUCCUUCCUUAUGAGUAGUCUGCUGAGGAAAGUGAUGCUCCCUGAGUCAUCUUUAUUGGUGACAACGAGACCUACAGCUUGUAAGAAACUAAAGCCUUUGUUGAAGAACCAGCGUUCUGUAGAGCUGCUGGGUAUGUCCGAGAGUGCAAGAAAGGAGUAUAUUUAUCAGUUUUUUGAAGACAAGAAGAGGGCCUUCCAGGUAUUCAACUCACUAAGAAGCAAUGAGAUGCUUUUCAGCAUGUGCAAAGUCCCCCUGGUGUGCUGGGCCAUCUGCACCUAUCUGGAGCAGCAGAUGGAGAUGGGUGGUGAUGUCUCAUUAACCUGCAAAACAACUACCACUCUGUUCACCUGCUAUAUCUCUAGCUUCUUCGCACCAGUAGAUGGAAGCUAUACUAGUCUACCCAACCAAACCCAACUGAGGAGCCUGUGCCACUUGGCUGCCAAAGGAGUGUGGACUCUGACAUCUGUGUUCUACAGGGAAGAUCUCAGAAAGCAUGGGUUAACUAAAUCGGAUGUGUCGAUUUUCUUGGACAGGAAUAUCCUUCAAAAGGACAUGGAGUAUGAAAAUUGCUAUGUGUUCACCCACCUGCAUGUUCAAGAGUUUCUUGCAGCUAUGUUCUAUGUAUUGAAAGACAACUGGGAGAUCAGGGACCGUCACCUUCAGUCAUUUGAAGAUGUGACGCUAUUGCUUAAAGCCAACAGUGGUCAAGAUCCCCAUUUGACGCAGAUGAAAUGCUUUUUGUUUGGCCUUUUGAAUGAAGAUCUAGUGAAACAACUGGAGACAACUUUGAACUGUACAAUGUCGCUGGAGAUAAAAGGGAAGAUCCUUCGGUGGCUGGAGAUCCUGGGGAAGAGUGAACAUUUUCCAACACAGUUAGAAUUUCUGGAGUUGUUUCUCUGUCUGUAUGAGACUCAAGAUGAAGCAUUUAUAAGCCAGGCAAUGAAACCUUUCCAAAAGGCUGUUAUUGAUGUUUGUGGGAAAGUCCACUUGCUUGUGUCUUCAUUCUGCCUUAAGCACUGCCAGUGCUUACGGGCCUUUAAACUGUCUGUAACUGUGUCAUGUGAGACGAUGUUAAACUCAAGCCACCCAGCUGCACUUUGGGAUGGUGGUCAUAUUACUCAUUGCUGGCAAGAUCUCUGUUCUGUGCUUCGUACAAAUGAGCACUUGAGAGAACUGGAACUGUGUCAUAGCAACCUCGGUGAAUUAGCCAUGAAGACUUUUUAUCAAGAACUGAGGCAUCCAAACUGUAAACUACAAAAACUAUUGUUGAGAUUUCUUUCUUUCCCUGGUGGUUGUCAGGAUAUUGCAAAUUCUUUGACUGACAACCAGAAUCUGAUGCAUCUUGACCUGAAAGGGAGUGAUAUAGGAGACAAUGGAGUAAAGUCAUUAUGCGAAGCCUUGAAACACCCAGAGUGUAAACUACAGAAUCUGAGCUUGGAAUCCUGCGACCUAACUACAGUUUGCUGUCUAAAUAUCUCUAAGGCUCUCCUCAGAAGCCAGAGCCUGAGAUUUCUGAAUUUGUCGACCAAUCACCUAUUGGAUGAUGGGAUCAAGCUGUUGUGUGAAGCCUUAGGACAUCCCAAGUGUCACCUAGAGAGACUGUCCCUAGAAAGCUGUGGUCUCACAGUAGCUGGUUGUGAGGAUCUUUCUUUGGCUGUCAUCAACAACAAAAGGUUGACACAUUUGUGCUUGGCAGACAACAUCUUGGGAGAUGAUGGAAUAAAAUUUGUGACUGAUGCUUUGAGAAACCCACAGUGCAAUCUCCAGAGCCUCGUGCUGAGGCGUUGCCACUUCACUUCGCUUAGUGGUGAACAUCUCUCAUCCGCUCUCCUGUGCAACAGGAGCCUGACACACCUGGAUCUGGGGUCAAACCGGCUACAGGAUGAUGGAGUAAAGCUUCUGUGUGAUGCCUUUCGGCAUCCAAGCUGUCACCUUCAGGAGCUGGAAUUGUUGGGCUGUGUUCUUACUAGUACGUGUUGUCUGGAUCUGGCUUCUGCUAUUCUGAACAACACACACCUGCGGAGCCUGGACCUUGGACACAAUGACCUGCAGGAUGAUGGAGUAAAAGUUCUGUCUGAGGCUUUGAGACAUCCAAACUGCAAUAUUGAGAGGCUUGGGUUGGAAUAUUGUGGUUUGACUUCCCUGUGUUGUCAGGAUCUCUCCUCUGUUCUUAGAAGCAACCAAAACCUGAUAAAAAUAAACCUGAGACAGAAUACUUUAGGGCACGAAGGAGUGAUGAAGUUAUGUGAAGUCUUGAGGUCUCCUGAAUGUAAACUGAAAGUUCUAGGGGUGUGCAAAGAGGCGUUUGAUGAGGAAGCCCGGAAACUUCUGGAAGCUGUGCAAGUUAGCAACCCACACCUUAUCAUUAAGCGUGAUUACACUGAUCACAAUGACGAAGAUGGUUCCUGGUGGUGCUGUACCUGAUUUAUAGAACCUAAUGUUCUUUUAAAAAGUGAAAUA
Molecule: messenger RNA, 3318 nt
Organism: Lontra canadensis (Northern American river otter)
Lineage: Eukaryota; Metazoa; Chordata; Mammalia; Carnivora; Mustelidae
Gene: NLRP14
Product: NLR family pyrin domain containing 14
Exons: 11
Coding region: 1-3282 (1093 amino acids)
Biological process (GO): regulation of inflammatory response
Cellular component (GO): cytoplasm
Molecular function (GO): protein binding
Source: RefSeq, a predicted model, not a curated record